UAACCAAUAUUGGUCUGUUUCUGUAAUAUUUCCACUCGCCUGGGUAAUACAGUGUUGUGGCUAGUGUGGUUCUAUAGUGACUUGGCUUGCUGACACAGGCGAAUACAGCAGGAAUGUGUAGCAAAAGAAUCAGGCCCUGUAGUGUGCUGGCGCUCUAUCUCUCAGGAACUGUACUAGACUUGGAGCUACAAGUGUGAGGUGCAAUCUGACCUCUAGGGAGAGGGUGUACUUUAUACCCAGUCAAGUCCGGACUGACUCAUCUAACCCAUGAUAAGUGUUCUCAGUGCCCAUUCAUGUCGCCCUGUCUGGAGGAACAAUGCUACACCGUAUCUGAACCACAACUGUGUACACAGAUACUAGUCCUCGGGGGGGGAGUCAUACCUAAAUAUCAUAUAAAUAUUACCACGCCGCUAUUCCGUGCCGCUACUUGACAUAUUGUGGAUAAACGUAUGUUGCGGAGAGGAGUACUCGGAACAGAACCAGAAUGGUAGACACCCAAACAGUGUUGGAGACUGCUGACGGCGACUAAAUCCACCUCUUCCGCAUCGUUUCAGGAGGAGUGAGAAAGGUGAUGGGGUGCACACCCAGUAUUCAUGUCUCACAGACUGGGGUAGUUUACUGUCGCGAGUCGGAUGACUCUAACUCACCACGCCCAUCCUACAGUGCCACAACCUACCACGCCGCUCACGGACAGAUCAUACGUACGGAGGUAACGGACACAAGCGUGUCUUCACCUUACACAGGAUCGCCCUCGGGGAAACCCCUGAAGAAAAUUCCUACCACAGAAAAUGAUAUAUCUUUUGGACCAAUGAAAUUAAACCAGCACACGAUGUCGAUUUUACUGGUAUUUGCGAAAGAAGAUGCACAAAGUGAUGGUUUCUGGUGUGCGGCUGACAGGAUUGGAUAUAAGUGUAACAUUUCUCGGAAUCCUGAAGGAGCACUGGAAUGUUACCUUGAUAAGCACCACGACGUUGUUGUCAUUGAUCACAGAUCUACUAAACACUUUGAUGCCGAGGCACUCUGCCGGUCUAUCAGAGCAACCAAAGCCAGCGAGCACACAGUCUUAGUCGCAGUGACAAAAGGACACACCACAGACAAGGAAGAACCCUCCAUAUUACAUCUACUGAAAUCAGGUUUCAACAGAAGGUACAUUGAGAAGCCAAAUGUAGGGAGCUGUAUCAACGAGUUGCUGUCGCUGGAGCAUGGCGAGGUUCGCUCCCAGAUCAAGCUGAAAGCUUGUAUCGCUCUCUUCACAGCACUUGACAAUGUGUCUGAUGCUGUGGAGAUUACUAACGAAGAGAAUGAAAUUCAGUAUGUGAAUCAGGGGUAUGAACGUCUGACAGGCUACUCCAGCCAGGAAGUCUGUGGCCAGGAUGCACGGGAACUCCCUAGAUCAGAUAAAAACAAACCUGACCUACAAGAAACCAUCAACGGGCAGCUGAAGAAGGGGAAGUAUUGGGAAGGAACAUACCACACAAGGAGGAAAAGUGGGGAGACGAUACCACACCACUGUAAGGUGGCACCAGUAUUAGGGCCAGGGGGGAAAAUUUGUCAAUUUGUGUCAGUAAGAACAUCUCCACUAGAUCUCUCCCAGCACAUGGAACGCAUCAAGGACUCCGACUACACCCAACUAGCCAAUGGUGGAAUCCAUGGUUUCCCAAAGCGACGGGAGUCUAUAGCGCGGAUACACUCCAUGACAAUCGAGGCUCCUAUUACAAAGGUGAUCAACAUCAUCAACGCAGCCCAGGAGAACUGCCCUCUAACGGUGGUUCAAUCCCUGGACCGCGUGCUAGAUAUCCUCCGCACUAGCGAGCUGUACUCACCAUAUUUUGCUCAACGUAUGAAGGAUGAGGACCCAAUGACCUCUGACCUUGUCGGCGGUUUAGUAUCACAAAAUAUGAAACGUCGACUCUCAGGUCAUGAUACACAUAUACCCAAAAUAGCUCAUCAUCCUCAUGCUCACAUUCCGUCUAGUCCGACUGCCCUGACACAGAUCCCAGAAAACAUACAGGCAAUUCUUGAGAAUGAGAAAACUUGGGACUUUGAUAUAAUAGAGUUGGAGAAAGGCACCAAUAAAAGACCUCUAGUGUAUUUAGGUUUACAAAUAUUCUCCCGGUUUGGAGUGUGCGAGUAUUUGAAUAUCAGUGAAACCUGUCUGACGAACUGGUUACAGUUGAUCGAAGUCAGUUACCACGCCUGUAAUCCUUAUCACAACUCCACACAUGCAGCCGAUGUCCUUCACGCCACUGCAUUCUUCCUGGAUAGAGAAAGGGUCAAGAAUGUGUUUGACCAAGGUGAUGAAGUUGCAGCUCUGAUUGCUGCUGUCAUUCAUGACGUUGACCACCCUGCCAGAACCAAUGCGUUCCUCAUCAACGACGGCAACAGCCUUGCGCUUCUCUAUAAUGAUGUGGCUGUACUGGAGAACCACCAUGCAGCAUUAGCAUUCCAACUCACACACAGGGACGAGAAUGUCAAUAUCUUCAAGAACCUGGAGAGGGAUGAGUAUCGGCAGAUGCGGCACAUGAUCAUCGACAUGGUGUUGGCAACUGAAAUGAAACAGCAUUUUGAGCAUUUGUCAAAGUUUGUAAAUAGUAUCAACAAAAGUCCACUCCGGUCGGAGGAGGAGAUGUCAGAGAGCAGUCACACGUCAUAUGAAACGCCGCUGUCCGUGGCCCAGCUGUCUACCCUGGAGAACCGCACCCUCAUUAAGCGGAUGUUGAUAAAGUGUGCUGAUGUCUCCAACCCAGUACGCCCCAUUGAUAUGUGUGUUGAGUGGGCCAAGAGGAUAGCUGAGGAGUACUUCAGUCAGACUGACGAGGAGAAGGAGCGGAAGCUGCCAGUGGUGAUGCCGGUGUUUGACCGCAAGUCCUGCAGUAUACCCAAAUCUCAAACUAGCUUCAUUGAUGUCUUCAUCCAGACCAUGUUUGAAGCAUGGGAUCAAUUCAGUGACAUCCCAGAACUGAUGUCCCAUCUCCAUGACAACUACAAAUACUGGAAGGACAAGGAGGACAGUGAGAAGGAGGAGAUGGAGAAAGAGGGGGAAACUCAGGACAACAUCAUCCAAGAUGACUGCAGUGAACAGGACACCAUAGAUGAUGAUUCGGGAAAAACAUGAUCCAGCCUCCAUCUCCAUAGCAACACGUCUUACUUACCUGAAGAGAGUGCCACAUUUGAUGGCAGUCAUUUUCUAGUCGGCUCAGGAGGAUAUUUUCACCUCACGACUGAUACAACUUCUAGCCUAGAUACUACUUGCCCAUAGCUAUCAUGUACCUGGGAGGAUAUAUUUCUGAGAAAAAUGGAAAUUGAAGUUGUUCUUGUGCGAGUGCCAGUUGUUUUAAUUCUUGAAGGAAGAAAUGCUGAAAUUAAUAUCCAUUUUUCAAAAUGCCAACAGGAAGAAUGAAGUCUUUCAAGAGUGAUGGACUUUUAUCAAGGAAAUAUUUUAUUCCAUCCAAACUGUUACCAGACCAAGAACUGCACAAAUUUGGAGAAAAUACUAGGGACCUAGUAAUGGGCUGUGUUGGAUCAAGACAGGAUCUUUCCUUGACAAGUGUUCCAUUAAACGCAAUACCUACUGUGAAAUGUGAUUGUAUAAAUUGUUUGAAGGAGUUUAUAUAUAUAUAUAUAUUUGUGAAUGUACAUUCUUCCCUAUCCCUCCAUGUUGGAGCAACUGGUUGUAUUGCGUCCGUUGUGGAGACAGACGUGUAGGCCUCAUGAUGGACCUGCUACUGGUACCUGCAUUUACUGAAACAGUCAUGGUUAGGACAGACUGUGUGAUGAUGUCACAGUGAACACAUGACACAGACUCUAGGUAGCACCCAGGAUUGGACAUCAUGUCAUUACCUGUCAUCACAGCUUCGGUCUCUGUUCCAGAUAUGGACUUAUGGAUUUAAGUAGAUUACAUUCAUUUUUAUGAGGAGGAAGGCCAAGUAUUUUGUCUGAUGAUAUUUAUUUUGAAAUUCAUUCCAGAAUAAGGAGAAGUCUUCGUCAUGGUCACUAAAUCAAGUGGGCAAUAUUUCAGUGAAUUGUGAUCCUUGUUCCUUUUUAUGUCCUGUGAUUACACAGGUAGAAUACUGACUGAUGAUGCAAGCAGAUUAGGGUAUACAGGUAUGCUAACGAACUACCCAGACUGUACUAUAUCUAUACUAAUUUGUCAGGCUUUGUCUUUAAUGCUGGCAAUGUGAUAUGGUUAUGGGGAGUCCAGUAGUAAAAGCACUGAUUUGACAUGCUGAAGACCCAGGUGUAAUUUCCCAAUUCAGGUCAGUGGAUGAAGCUCAUUUUCAGAGUUCUCAACUGUAACAUGACAGGAAUAUUGAUAAAAUGUCCAAAGAGCAAACACUUUUAGACACAAACAUUAUAAGACAAGCAUGAUUAGUGAAUUUAGAAUGGAAGGAAAUCAUUUCACAAAUUAGAAACACAACUGUCUGGAAUAAUCAAGGGAUAUUUAUCAUAGAUAAUAUCUGGCUGAUAAGAAAAAUAGAAAUACUCUUUUAGCAACUGUACUCACUAAAUCUCUGUGAACUGUAAAAGUGAAAGGACUUUAUUAGAGGACCUAAUACUGACUAUGUAGUCUUCUACCUUACUGUAUGGGCACUGAGGAGAUGGACAUUCCACUCUGUGCCGCAUACCACACAUGUGCCAGUCUCAGGUCAUAAAGUGAUGUCAUUAUUUUGGUCAGUUGAGCAUAUUUAUGAAAUAUUAAUUUGGGAAUAUUUAACUUCAUUGAUGCAUAAUUCGGGAAGAUGUCACAUCUGUACAAACUUGCUAGAACUUUGGGGCAUAUUAUGAUUCAUGUGUUAUUUUAACCUUCUCAGGUGGAUAUGUUAAAAUUGUGCAUUCAAUGUUUGAAGAUUAAUAUGAUAUUAAUCUUUUUGCAUAAGUAAUAUGGACUUGUUUUAUGAAACAUUUAAGAACUAAUUUCUACAUGUUAUCUAUUCAUAGUGUUCAACUACAGCCAUCUAAAGUAUGUAGACCUUUACUGAACACCCAUCUGAUGUCUGUCUGUAGGUGGUCAGAGUCAGGUAUUUCUACAGGGAUUAGUAUUCACCAACUUUC
Molecule: messenger RNA, 5052 nt
Organism: Haliotis rubra (blacklip abalone)
Lineage: Eukaryota; Metazoa; Mollusca; Gastropoda; Lepetellida; Haliotidae
Product: high affinity cAMP-specific and IBMX-insensitive 3',5'-cyclic phosphodiesterase 8B-like
Exons: 20
Coding region: 572-3115 (847 amino acids)
Biological process (GO): positive regulation of ERK1 and ERK2 cascade; signal transduction
Molecular function (GO): 3',5'-cyclic-nucleotide phosphodiesterase activity
Source: RefSeq, a predicted model, not a curated record